Molecule: messenger RNA, 8997 nt
Organism: Rotaria sp. Silwood1
Lineage: Eukaryota; Metazoa; Rotifera; Eurotatoria; Philodinida; Philodinidae
Source: the annotation of a GenBank genome assembly
AUGGACUACUCAACAUCAUUUGAAAGUUCACGGAAUCAGAACAUCGAUAUUGACACUGUUUUAUCAGCUCGAUUAGAAGAGUUUAAACAGAAGCUUCCUGAACGUUUUUCAAAAUCAAUUUAUGCAAUGAAAGCCGUUCAUGAUAAUGUGCCAGAUGAAUGGAAAGAACGGUUGCUACAAGCACGAAACAAAGGCAAUGGACAACGUGUUAUACUGAUUCCUUACAAUGUCGAAAGUUUUCAUUGGACUGGAAUUUUGUUAAAAUUUAAUACAGACAAAAAUAUUGAAUUGGCCCAAUUUAUGGAUCCAGUCGAAUAUUCUAAAUUUUAUCCUGAAAAAUUACAAAAUCAAUUCGCUGAAAUUUAUCCAGAUGUUUCUUUACGGUGGAGUUUUGUUGAAAAACAUCGUGAUCCAAGACAAAGUGCAAAUUUAACUAUUGAAUAUUUAUUAAAAGCGACCGAAGAACUUCAACUCACAAAUGAACAAGAUACAGGUAUGAGUCAUUCACAUGAGCGAACAUUCGACCACCAUAGUGCAAGUAGUUCUUUGAUCGAAGAAGAUCGAAGUUUUUCAACAUCAACUAUGUCUCAAAGUCAUAUGGCAAAACACCGCUUAUUAAAACAAAUAUCGAACAGUGAAUUCGAACCAUCAGAAAUUCAGGACGCACCUAAAGUAUCACUGAAAGCUUCUCAAACACACCAAUCGAGUCCACAGUAUCACAAACAGGAUAGAAAUAGCAAUAAUCGAGAAGAAAGAGAAUUUUCUAGAGAACCAAGAACCUUGAUAAACUCUACUAAUGAAACCAGAAGUUUUGAAUCCCAUUCAAGCAGUUCCCAAAAUAGUGAUGAAAUCGAUCGUUCAGUAACAAAAGAGAGUCUAAGAAACAUGUAUAAUGACUUUCACUCGAUGCCACCUUGUUCAGAAAGAUCCAUUAUCAACUUACUAUAUUUAUUAUCGUUUAAAUCAAUGGGUCGUAUGACAGAAUCUGAUGAUAGUAUGGUAAUACCUAGUCAGAUAGAUACAGAAAUAGCACAGCAACUUAAAUAUUUGAAAGAACGAUUAAAAAUAGAAGAAUUACAGUCUAUAGGAAUUCAAAAUUUAGUAGAAACAUGUUCAAUCAAUGUCAAAGAUGAAAAUUGGCAAGCUGCUUUGACAAUAAUACGAAAAUUAUUUAAACAGCUUAGUCCAUUAAAUAUGCAAGAAUUGUUUAGGCUCAUUGAGAAAGUUGAUGAUGCAGCACAUUUAAUAAAAGAUAAAAAUAUUAUUCUUUUCUUGGGAGAAACUGGAUCAGGUAAAUCAACUACGAUACAUUUUCUUGCGGGUUCUCAAAUGCAACCUGUAAUAGUGAACGGAUUAAAUCAUAUUACUCCUAUUAAUAUAAGAAAUCCUGAUUUAAAAAAAGUAACAACUUCACCAUUUGCUCGAUCUGAAACUCGAUAUAUAACUACAGUUACAGUAAAUUUCAAACAUGUUGGCGGAUUUACUGAUGGUGAUAUCAUUCUAUGUGAUACACCAGGAUUUGAAGAUACUAAUGGACCAGAAGUUGAUAUAGCAAAUGGUAUCGGUGUUGUUAGAGCAGUAAAAGGAUGUAAAAGUGUAAAACCUGUCGUAUUAAUUAGUUAUAAGAGUAUUGGUGAUAGAUGUCGUGGUGUAAAAGAGUUAGCUCAUGUAGUAGUCGGAUUGAUUCCAGGAAUUAAAGAUAAUAUUAGAGCAUUCUCCUAUAUAUUUACAAAAUUUCCAGAUAGUGAAAAACAAACAAUUCAUGCAUUAUUAAGAGAUAUCAAUGAUGAAUUGAAUGAAGAAGAAAAAUCGAAUGCUAGUUUCAUGAGUUUUUUAAAAGAUAUGUUACAGAAAACAAGAAAAUCAGUACGAGUAUUAGAUCCAAUCAAAGAUCGAGCUGGUGAAAUUCUUGAUGAACUUGCAGAAUCUGCUGCUAUAUCUUAUCCUGAUGAAGUUUUUCAAUUUUUUAUUACAGAAAAAUCAAAAACUACUGUACAAGAGCAAGUAAGAAAACAUCAAUUAAGUAUUAUGUCAGCAACUAAACGUUCUGAAUAUUUAUUUGUACAAUAUAAACUUGCUCAAUUGAAACGAUUAAAUAAUUUACUUGAACAAGAUUAUAUUGAACAAAUAUAUGAUGAAUGUAUUCGAUAUAUAAGUAAACAUCUUUCCGAAGAAUAUCAAAAUGGUAUUUCAAUAUUAAAUCGUUGUUUAAUUAAUCAAACAAUUUUAAGUAUUGACGAUAUUGAACAAUAUCGAACAUAUAUUAAUCAUGCUAAACUUGCAGAUGAAUUAAGAAAUGAUUAUUUAGGAAAGGAAGUUGUUCAUAGUAGUGCAUUUAUUUUAUAUCUAGAUCAACAAGUAGAUAUCAUACUUAAAUCUUUACAAGAAAAAGAUAUUAAUGAUUUAUCAGCAAAAACGAGUUUAGAUAAAAUAAAAGUUCUUGCUAUGUGUUUUUCAGAUAUCAAUAAUAAAUAUAAAGAUGCUUGUCAAACUUUUUCUGACAAGUACGAAUUAGUAGUCAAAUCUUACAAAAAUUCAGUACUCGAGAAAAAUUUUACUAAUAUUGCCAAUGAUUUAACGAAACUAUAUGAUGCAUGUAGUGUUUUAGAAAAUCAUUUAAAUAGCGAAUCUAUGAAAACAAAAUAUAGAGAAUUAAAAAAAUAUUUUCUACAAGUAUUAAAAGAUUCAGUUUCAAAAUUAAAUUAUAUACUUUCUCAAGAAAAAUAUGGAAAUGAGACUAUUGAAAGUAUCAAAGAAUGUGUACGUAUGUUUGAAACAGCUAGUAAUACAUUUACUUUGCAAUCACAUAUUUCAAAAGAAGAUAUUAAUCAAAUUUAUGAAGAUUUUUUAUUAAAAAUUAUGAAUCAUUAUGAACAAAUUGAUGAAAAAAUCAUUACAGAACUUAAAGGUGAAUGUUCAUUUCGUGAAUUAGAACAAUUAUUUGCAGAGAUUACAUUAAUUAGAACAAUAUCUAUUAUUGAAUCAAAAACUAAUCGUACUUAUUAUAGUACAUUAGAACAAAUAUGUGGUUGUAUAAGAGAAUUAAGAAGAGAAAUUGAAGAUAUAUUAAAUGGAUUCUAUCGUAAUGAAAAGAAUAAUUAUAAUAGUCUCAUGCGAUGUUUGUCAAGUUUGAAACAUGCAAAAUGGAUAGAAAAAUAUCGACUUGAAGUCUAUGCCGAUGUAAUCAAUAAUACUAAGGAACAAAUUCUUAAACAUAUAAAAGAAUUAGAAAAAAAUGUUAUGCAAACAGAUUUAGAUCUUGAUAAUUAUGAUAAAAUCGAGCGUAUAGAUAAUAUUGUAUUAGAAAUUAAUGAUAUGAAAGCUGUUGAAGAAAUUGUUCCAAAUAUAGGUCCACAUAUAGAAAAAAUUAAUUCUCGAUAUAAAAGUGAAAUAGAUAAUGUAUUUACUAUUAUUAACGAUACAUUUGAUUUAGAAAAGUGGAAAACACAAAAAGAUUCAAUCUUAGAUUUCAGUAUAGCUGAAAAAGGUUUUCAUUAUUUAAAUGUUUGUAAAAGAAUACAUAUUUCGUUCAGAAAUGAUUCUACACUUGUUAUUAAUAAAUUAAAAGGAUUUAUAAGAGAAUUUAGUAAUAUUGUUCAAAAUGAAAUGAAACAAUGUUUUACAGCUAUUAAAGAAUGUAAAAAUGAAAAUAGACAAGAAAUAUUUGAUAAAUCUUUAAAAUUAUUAAGUCGUUUAGAAGAAGUUUCUGAAAUAAAAGAUAAAUAUUCUCAAGUUUUUUCUUGUUUUCAAAAUCAAAAAAUUAUUGAAGAAUGGGAACGUGGGUUAGAAGGUUAUCUAACUGAUCUAUCAAGUGAAAUGACAUGUCUGAAUGCUGGAGAAAAUACUGAAGCUGUCAAUAAUAAAUUAUUAAUUGCAAAAGCAUUAAGUAAAUUAGAUCGAUUUUUGAAAGGCAAAAAAUUUAACGAUAUUUAUUCAACAUAUCAGCAUCUAUUUCUUAAUACAACUAGUGAUCGUGGUAGACAAGUUAUAGAAGAUAUUAAUAAUUUUAAAUAUGAACAUGUCGGUAAUGAUAUGAUAACAUUACAAACAGCAAAUGAAGUAGGACAACAUUUAUUUGUACAAGCUAAACGAGUACUUAAUAUUAGUAUAUAUAAUUUAAUGGAAGAAACAAAAACUCAAGCAAUUAUGCUUGGAAAUACUAUUGAAGUUCAAGCAAUUAAAUUGAUAGUAGAAAAUUUGAGACGAAUGCAAAAUGCAAAAAAAUUUAUAUCACAAUAUCUUGAUAAGCCCGAUGAAAUCGAUAUUUGUAUAGAAGAAGUUAAAAAAUUAAUCGAAGGACGUAUAAAACUCUUUUUAGUAAGUGUUAAUGCUCUUAUUAAAAUUAAUAAUUUCUAUGAAGCAGAUGAAAAAAUAAAUUCCAUUACAUUAAUUAGUAAUUUAUUAGGUACAUUUCGUACACAAUAUAUUUUUGAACAGCUUGAAGAAUUAAAUAAGAAUCAAGAUGAAGUCGUAUCUAAUGUUGUAAUAAAAAAAUAUACAGAAAUGGAUAUGAGUGAAUAUACUUUGAAUCCACCAAGAGACAUAUUUGAUAAACUUGGAAGAGUUAGCAAUAUAAAUCCUAGAUAUGAUCAAGCAUUAGAAGCUAUAAGAAGAGAUAUUUUAACAAAAUUUCGUAAAGAAUUAGAUGAAGCUAAAAAACAACAACCACCAAAUCCCGAUAAUAUUCAUAUAAGAAAGUUUGAAUCAGGAGUUCGAUAUUUACCAAAAGAUAUGCAAGAAUCUCUUGAAGUCGAUUUAAAACAUUGUAAAGAUGAAAUUAAAAAAAAUAUUGAAAAUAACGAUAGAGAUUUAAAGGAUGCAUGUGAUAGUAAAGAUCUUAAACGUAUUAAAGCAGUUAUUCAAGGUUAUCAACAGUCUGAAGGUAUGCAGUAUUAUGCAAAUGAAGGUCGAAAAUAUGUUCUUAAACAAACACAAGAUAUAAUUAUGAAAAUAAAUGAAAAUUUUAAAGAAUAUAAAAUACGAGAAGCAUUAGAUAAUAUUGAAACACUCUAUGCUUAUAAAGUUGAAUUAGAAAAUGUUGUCAAUAUUGAUCAAUCAUGUUUAGAAGUACGAUCAAAAGUAACAGACAUCUUUCAAGAUGUAUAUCAUUCUUGUAUGAAAUAUUUUUUUAAUGAUAAAGGACAUUCAUUAGUUGAUGAGAUGACUGGCGUAAUAGAAAGAAAUGUUUCUUGUUUGAUGGAAUUUAUGAAAUUUCGAGAUAGAUUUAAAAAUCAAUCUAUUUUACAGCAUAUGUUUCCAGAAGAUUUCAAUGAAAGACUUGUACUUUUUUGUGAAACCAUAAUAAAUUUUUUUAAUAACUGUCAACAAAAAUAUGAGAAAGCUAAGAAAGAAUCAGAUUUUACAUCUCUUAAAGAUGUUUUAGAUAUUAUGAAUAAAUGGAAUUCUACAUUAACAAAAAUAAAAAAUUAUGAUGAUAUGUUAUAUAGUAAUGAAACUUUAGUGACUACGAUUAUUACAUGUGUAAGAAUUUUGAUACCUUAUUCAACUAUGUUAGAAUCGAUAUCGAAAAUAAUUAAAGAAAUAAAAAAUACAUUGAUUCAAAGUAAAUUAAUUAAUGAAGAUAGAAAUGAAAUCGGAAAACAUCGAGAUGAACGUUAUAAGAAAUUUAAUGAACAAUUUUUAAUUUUAAAGAAAGCUAAAAUAUUUAAUAGUUUUCAUUUAAAUAUUGAUUUAAAUGAUAUUGAAAAAGAAUGUUUAUUAUCAUUUGAAAAGAAAAUUACCGAUAUUAUUUCUUAUGUUGAAUCUAUUUUAAAUCGUUUUUCAAUUGAUAAUCAUUUAACAAGAAAUGAUUAUAUUGAGUUUAAUAUAUGUUAUCUUAAUUUGAUAUCAUUUAGACAAGAAAUGACAUCAAUAGAAUGUGGAGUAAAAGAAAAACUAGUUCGAAUAGAUAAAAUUAUUUUCGACAAAAUUAAUACUUGGGUACAUUCAGCUGAACUUGAUUCAACAGUUCAAAAUGUUACUACAAUGUUAAUAAAUAUGAAACGUAUUUCAAUGGAUAUGCCUUCAUUUAAAACUAAAAUAAAUGAACGAAUAGAUGAAUUACUUAAUUAUUAUAAAAAUAUAACAAAUGAUAAUAUGGCUUUUACAAAGUUAGGUACACUUUUAAAUCAGGACAAAACUGGUAUAGGUCAAUCUAUUAUUUCAGAACAUAAAUCAUUUCAAGGUUAUUCUUUAUCUUUAUUUAAUGAAAAAACUCGAAGACAUGAUAUUACAUAUGUACUAAAUAAUUUAGAAGGAGAUUCUAUUGAUCGAAAAUUAUUAGAAAAACGUUAUGAUGAGUUUAAUAAAUUCUAUAAAGAAUUAGUUCAACAAAAUUUAAAACCAAAUAUGAAAUUAGAUAAAUUAAUAGAAAAUAUUAAACUAAUUGCAGGAAAUAUAAAACAGGAAUCAGAUAAUAUUGAUUGGGAUGCAGGAAUAAGAAAGAAAGUUCCAGAAUUAGCAGCAUAUAUUUUUGCUUUAUGGACACUUAAAAAUGCAGAACAUUAUUUUGAAGCUGAAGGUUCAGAUAAUCGAGAUAAUUAUCUUCUUCAACCUCAUGCAGCACAAGUUAUUGCUAUAUUUCGUAUGCUUGGUAUAGGUGAUAAGAAUGAAGAAUUAAAAAAUAAUUUAGUACAAAUAGGAACAGGUGAAGGAAAAUCUAUUACAUUAGGAUCUAUGGCUUGUAUACUUGCACUACUUGGUUUUGAUGUACGUUGUGCAUGUUAUAGUCAAUAUUUAAGUCAAAGAGAUUAUCAAGCAUUUGUACCAUUAUUUGAUUCAUUAGGUUUAUUAAACUAUAUACAUUAUGGUACAUUUAAUAGAUUAUGUGAAGAUAUCAUUAAUGAUAAUGGUGAUAUUCGCCAAGUAGUUGAACAGAUAAUAUCUAAAGAUUCUAAUACAGGAAUGAAAAAUAAUCAAAAUAUAAAAUGUGCUAAAAUAUUAUUAAUUGAUGAAGUUGAUGUUUUUUUUAGUCGAGAUUUUUAUGGUAAUGUUUAUACACCAACAGCUACUUUAAGAGAUCCUAUUAUAACAUCAUUAGUUCAUUUGAUUUGGAAAGAAAGAAAAUCUAGAUUAAAUCUUAAUAGAUUAAAAACUACAAAUGAAUAUAAUGAAUGUUGUAAGAAAUAUCCUAAUUGGAAAUUAUUAUUUGAAGAAGCCAUGAAAGAUAUGCUUUUUGAUGUUAAUAAUUUUGAAUCACAUGGUUAUAUUGUUAAUCAAGAUAAAAUUGGAUAUGUAGAACAAGAUAAUAUUGUCUAUAAUAUUGCUUAUGGUUAUAAAACUUUAUUUGCUUAUUUUUAUGAACAUGAAAGAGGACAAAUUAGUAAAAAAAGUUUAGAUGAAAAUAUAUAUGUAAGAAUUAAGUGUGGUAGUUUUUCUUAUGCUGAAAUACCACUUGAAUUUCAAUAUAUUAUGGGUGUAACAGGUACAUUAAAAACUUUAAGUGAUCCAGAAAGAAAAGUAAUACAAAGCGUUUAUAAGAUUACAAAAAAUACAUAUAUGCCAUCUGUAUUUGGUAUAAAUAAUCUUAAAUUUACAAUAAAAGAUGAUAUUAUGAUUGAUAAUGAAAGUGAUUAUUUUAAUGUCAUAAAACGAGAAAUUGAAGAUAGAUUAGUUGGAAAAUCAUCAGGAAAACGUGCUGUUCUAGUAUUUUUUGAAUCAAAUCGAAAAUUAAAAGAAUUUUAUGAUUCAACAGCAUUAAGUUCAUUAAAAGAAUCAACUGUUUAUCUAACAGAAGAAGCAUCAUUAGAAGAAAAAGAAAUUCUAAUUAAACGAGCAACAGUAUCAGGUCAAAUAACAUUAUUUACGAAAACAUUUGGUAGAGGAACAGAUUUUAUAUGUCAUGAUCAAAUUGUUGCUACAAAUGGUGGUACACAUGUUAUUCAAACAUUUCUUUCAGAAGAAAUAUCAGAAGAAGUACAAAUAAAAGGUAGAACAGCAAGACAAGGUGAUCAUGGAUCUUAUAGUAUGGUUCUACUUGAUCGUGAUCUUGAAAAAUUUCAUAUAGAAAAAGUUGAUAUUGAAGAUGUUAAAAAGGGUAAAGGAAUUCUUACUCGUAUUUCUGAUGCACUUAGAAUUACAAAAAAUUAUGAUACUAUAUAUGAUCUACUUAAUGAGAGACGUAUUGAUUUAUUUAAAACACAGUAUGAUAUGAAUACAAAAUAUGUUGAACAUGCAAGAGAAAAACAUAAAAUUGCCAAAAAAUUUUUAUCAAAUCUUAUUUCUGGCAAAAUAGAUUCUGUGAAAACGUUUUUAAUUGAAGAGAAUAAAGGUGUAGAAGGUUCUUAUACUUCACGAACUGUUUGUCUCAUGGACGCAACAGGUUCAAUGUACUAUUUAUUACAUAAGUGUAAGAAUACUGUAGACAUUAUGUUUGAACGUGCUUCAGCAAUUUUAAAAGAACAGAAUAUUAAAUCAGAUUCAUUUCAACUUCAAUUUGUUGUAUAUCGAAAUUAUAAUAGUAAAGAAGAUAAAAUUUUGCAAAGUUCUCCUUGGGAAACUAAACCAGAUAAUUUACGUGCUUUUAUGAAUACAAUUGAAGUUGAAGGAGGUUGGAAUAAUGAAGCCAUUGAAAUUGGUUUAUGGCAUGCAAAUCAAGAAAAUGAAAGAGAAAAUAUUACACAAGUUAUUUUGAUAGGUGAUGCUCCUCCAAAUACAAAAGACGAAGUAAAAGAGAAAAGAAAUGGCUUUAAAGAAACAUAUUGGAAAGGAACUAAAUUUUCAAAACCAACCUAUUAUCAAGAUGAGUUAGAUAAACUAAAAGCACAUAGCAUUCCAGUACAUGCUUUUUUUGUUGAACAACGAGCCGAAACAGUUUUUAAACAGAUUGCUCAACAAACAGGUGGACGGGGUGAAAUGUUAGACAUAAAUUCUUCAUCAGGUUCACAAAUGUUGACAGAUUUAGUAACUGAAGAGAUUCUAAGAAAUGUCGGAGGAACUACAAAAGGAAAUGCUCUUGUUGAAGCAUACAGAAACAGAUAUCAAAAAGGUUAUACAUAA